GCGCGAUUGUACUCGCUCGGCCACCGUAGGUCCAAACACGUGUGGAGCUGUGUUUGUUCUGUGUCUCUGUCUUAAGUUUGUACCAAAAGGGGGUCGUUCACCACUAAGGCUCCUUCAUCAUGAGUGACAGCGAUGAUGAUGAUGUACCUCAGCUCUCUGCGGACACGCUGGCAGCUUUGCAGGAGUUUUAUGCCGAGACUGGAAGAGCAGGACAAGACACCGUCAAAACUGACAAGUUCAGUGUCGGUGCUGUCGAGGAGGACUGGCGCAUGAGUCAGUUCUGGUACAGUGAAGAAACAGCCUCACGGUUAGCAGAGGAGCUCCUGCAGCAGGCUGGACAACAGGGGAGGAUCGCCUGUUUAAGUGCACCGAGUGUGUAUCAGAAGCUGAAGCAGCUGGAGUCUGUGCGGUCAGAUGGUGUGUCUGCUGUUUUGCUGGAGUUUGACAGGCGUUUCGCAGCGUAUGGAGACGAGUUUGUUUUUUACGAUUACAACAAUCCUCUGUGUCUGCCUGAGGAUCUGCUUCCUCAGAGCUUUGACAUUGUCAUCGCAGAUCCACCGUACCUGUCAGAGGAGUGUCUCAGCAAGGUCACGCUCACGGUUAAACACCUCACGAAAGGCAAAAUCCUGCUCUGCACCGGAGCCAUUAUGGAGGAGCAUGCUGGGAAACUUAUGGAUCUAAAGAUGUGCAGUUUUUUACCAAAACACAAUCAUAAUCUUGCCAAUGAGUUCCGCUGUUAUGUUAACUAUGAAUCAAGGCUUCUCUCGUGAAAAAUCUCUCAGACGGACAUCAUUUGAGCCUUCAUUUUUCAUUGAACAUUAGCAGAUGAUCAUUUGGAACAAUAAAUCCGCUCACUCCAACUGGAGAAUAGCAGGACCCAGAGAUCACAGCGCAGAAUUUGGCUCUUCAUCAGAGAUCUGUGAUCAGUCUUUGAUUAUGCUUUGGCUGACUUGCAUUGUCAGUUGAGCACAUAUUUCAAAACGUUCAGUCACAAAACUGAGGCAAACCAUUGGAAUAAAAUGGGCUUGAAGUAUUUGUAUAUAAUAUACCAUAAACUAGACGUUUAUGUUACCGAUGUUGUUGUUUUUAAUAAAACCAUCAUAGAAGAGCUGGCACAAAGUCAAGCUGAGUAA
Danio aesculapii is the source of this 1133-nucleotide messenger RNA. RefSeq names its product EEF1A lysine methyltransferase 1 (gene eef1akmt1). Gene Ontology annotation, biological process: methylation. The coding region runs from base 120 to 770 and encodes 216 amino acids. NCBI's taxonomy places the organism in Eukaryota, Metazoa, Chordata, Actinopteri, Cypriniformes, Danionidae. The transcript is spliced from 5 exons. Gene Ontology annotation, molecular function: protein-lysine N-methyltransferase activity; nucleic acid binding. The record is from RefSeq and is a predicted model, not a curated record.